AUGACAUCAAAAACUUGCAAGUUCUUCCUAGCUUGGUGGCUAACCCAGCAGGUGACUGGCCUGCAUGGUGCAGGGCCUGCUAUGCUAGACAUGGCUCCCAAUGCAUUUGAUGAUCAGUAUGAGGGCUGUGUAGAAGAAAUGGAGGAAAGGGCCCCCCAGCUGUUACAAGAAGACUUCAACAUGAAUGAGGAAUUAAGAGUUGAGUGGCAACAAGCAGAGAAAAAAUGGAAUGAGAUCAAAAAUAGUAUCAGCUAUCCCAAAGGUUUCCAUAAUUUCCAUGGAAUAGCUUUAGUUGCCUACACUGGCGAAAUGCACAAAAAAUUUAAUAAUGAUACUAGAGACUUCAAAAUAAUUCCUGGUAGCUUCCACUACAAGGGCUUCCAUUACUACUUAACAAGAGCUGUCCAGCUUUUGAGUAACCAGGGUUGUCGUUUAGUUUACCGAGGCUCUGAUACCAAGUUUAAUUACAAUGGGAUGGGCUCUGUGCGAUUCGGGCAGUUCAGUUCUUCAUCUUUAUCUAAGUAUAUAGCUCUUUCUCCAGCAUUUUUCAAUGGAAAGGGGACAUUGUUUAUCAUCAAAACCUGUUUGGGGGUUUAUAUCAAAAAGUUUUCCUACUACCCUUGGGAAGAGGAGGUGCUAAUCCCAGGCUAUGAAGUAUAUCACUAUGUCACAACAGAAAAUGUAAAUGGGUAUAUCCAAAUUUCUCUGGACUCCCCUCAAAGGAAGAAGAGCAACUUCAAUUGCUACUAUAGCUACCGUAGCAGCUCAGAUGCCUGUGUUUGGGAAUCCCUAUGCAUGUUUACCCAUCAUGCUUUGUGGCCUGAGUUCUCUUCAUCCCUUGACUAGAUAUCUCAUUCAAUGCAAG
Grammomys surdaster is the source of this 865-nucleotide messenger RNA. Its product is annotated as T-cell ecto-ADP-ribosyltransferase 1-like. Gene Ontology annotation, molecular function: NAD+-protein-arginine ADP-ribosyltransferase activity; NAD+ poly-ADP-ribosyltransferase activity. Lineage: Eukaryota; Metazoa; Chordata; Mammalia; Rodentia; Muridae. The coding region runs from base 1 to 846 and encodes 281 amino acids. The record is from RefSeq and is a predicted model, not a curated record. The transcript is spliced from 3 exons.